AUGGAGAAAUUAGAGAGAGGAAGUGAAGAAGAAACUUAUCUAUGGAUCAUUUUUCAUUUCAUCUACCAACCCUUUGAAGAAAAGGAGAUUAGCGUUGAGAAAGGCGUCGUUCUGUCCACGGGACAUUCUCAUCCUGGUCCAAAGAUUGGAGAUGAUGAGCCUGUUGUUAGCUCUGGAAGUCCUGGCCAACAUAACUAA
Arabis nemorensis is the source of this 198-nucleotide messenger RNA. The record is from the annotation of a GenBank genome assembly. NCBI's taxonomy places the organism in Eukaryota, Viridiplantae, Streptophyta, Magnoliopsida, Brassicales, Brassicaceae.